Molecule: messenger RNA, 1730 nt
Organism: Ooceraea biroi (clonal raider ant)
Lineage: Eukaryota; Metazoa; Arthropoda; Insecta; Hymenoptera; Formicidae
Product: putative nuclease HARBI1
Source: RefSeq, a predicted model, not a curated record
CGCUUCAAUAUUACGUAUCAAUGUCUUUGAGAACGAUUCUUCUCAUAGCUGCGAUUACUCAAUUAUCUGAAAUCUCAUGGAUAUAUUAUUAGAAGAGUUUAAUUGUGUACGUAGUUUUAACAUUUUUGUAUGUCGAGUUUUUUAUACCUGUAUUGAUUGGAUCAAAAGUCAAAAGCGGAGCUGACUAGCGUACUUAUUAUACUUAUUACUUAGAUACUCUGCACCAAUUUUGAACAUAUAUUAGCAAAGAGACGCUAAUAUCAUAUUCUAGAACUGGUGCUGCACUAGAACUGAACCAGUUCCUGUGAGAACUGAUGAGUGUAAGAGUGUAAUUUAGCAAUAAAGAACGGUUUAGUGUACGAACAACAUGGCGCGUUACAGUGAUUCGGUUAUUCUAGAAUUAUUGGAUUCUUCAGAUGAAGAUGAAGAUAUAAGACCACCAUUAGAUCCACUAAUGUUAGUUAACGAUAACAAUGAACAUAAUGAAUUACGAGUGUUUCAUCCAUUGUUUGGACUUGUGCAAAGAUUGCAGCACAUAAAAGUACAAAAUUAUAUAGAGAACAUUGUUUAUAAUUAUGACGACAAAGAUUUUAUUAUGCAUUUUCGACUUUCAAGACUAAUAGUGUAUGAAUUAAUCAAUAAAUUUAGAACAUCCAUUAUAUUUACUUCUAUAGAGGAUCGUGUAGAAAAUGUGAAAGUAUCAGCCGAAAAACACAUUUUAUGUUAUUUGUGGUUUGUUGGGCACGAAACUGGAUCGUACAGAGAUGUAGCAGACCGAUUUGGGAUUGCAUUAAGUACUUUAUACUAUAUCAUCACAAGAGUGACAGAGUUUAUUAUGUCCUUGGCACCACAGUUUAUAAGAUAUCUAACAGCAGUAGAGAAAGAAGAGACCUCAAAUUACUUUCGAGAGAAAGGAUUUCCUGGUAUAAUUGGUGCUAUAGAUGGUAGCCAUAUAAGGAUCGAUAAACCAGUGCUAGAUGCUGAUUCUUAUAUAAAUCGGAAGCAAUAUUUUUCCAUACACCUACAAGGAAUAGUUAACCAACAUUUAAAGUUUAUCGAUGUAUUUAUUGGUUACCCCGAUUCGGUACAUGAUGCUAGAGUUUUUAAAAAUUCUACAAUAUUUAAUGAUUUAUAUGCAGUUUGUGGAGAUAAUUACUUCUUGUUGGGGGAUAGUGCGUAUCCUUGUUUAUCCUAAUUGAUCGUCCCAUUUAAGGAUAAUGGACAUUUAACACGAGCUCAAAGAAGAUUUAACCAAAAAUUAAGUUCGUGCCGAGUUGUUGAAAACGCGUUUGGAUGCUUGAAACAGCGAUUUCGUCAAUUUUAUCAUUUUAAAUUAAGGAACAUUCCACGAAUGGUACGUGUAAUACAUGCAUGUGUGUGUUACACAAUAUGGCCAAUGUACAAGAUUUACAAGUGUUUGAAGCUCCUAUAAACUAUGAAGAAGCAGAUUUUGAUGCACAAAAGCAACAACAUAUUGAACAUAUUAACGAAGUACCAAGAGUACAAGAAACAGGCAUAGAUAAACGGAAUCAAUUAUGUGAUCUAUUAAAUCAUUGAAGAAUAUAUUAAGAAUGCUAAUGUGUUACUGUAAUUUUUAUUGUGUGAAUAAUUUUAACAUAUGUAGUAGAAUACACGUCAAUAAAUAUUUAAUAAUAAAUAUGCUUUAGAUACAUAAACGAAAUGUCUAUCAAUAAUGUCAACAAUGAAAUAGAUGUUUUUUAAUACAAAAC